Molecule: messenger RNA, 964 nt
Organism: Pangasianodon hypophthalmus (striped catfish)
Lineage: Eukaryota; Metazoa; Chordata; Actinopteri; Siluriformes; Pangasiidae
Gene: gpx4b
Product: glutathione peroxidase 4b
Exons: 7
Biological process (GO): response to oxidative stress
Molecular function (GO): glutathione peroxidase activity
Source: RefSeq, a predicted model, not a curated record
GGGAUCGUGGGCGUGGUCAGAGUGUGACGUACAUGACACAAUGUGGUUGUUGCACAGAGCGCUGGUGUUUGUUGCGCUCGGAAGUAGAGGCUUGAGCAGAGUCAUGUGUGCUCAGGCCAGUGACUGGAAAAGCGCCAAGAGUAUUUACGAAUUCUCUGCCAAAGACAUAGAUGGGAACGAGGUGUCUUUGGAAAAAUACAGAGGCUUUGUAUGCAUCAUCACUAACGUAGCCUCUAAAUGAGGCAAGACUCCAGUAAACUACACUCAGUUUGCGGCCAUGCACACCACGUACGCUGAGAAGGGUUUACGCAUCUUAGGCUUCCCAUGUAACCAGUUCGGAAAACAGGAGCCUGGUACCGAAGCUGAGAUUAAGGAGUUUGCGAAAGGUUACAAUGCAGAAUUUGACCUCUUCAGUAAGAUAGACGUGAACGGAGACAACGCUCAUCCUCUCUGGAAGUGGAUGAAAGAUCAACCGCAUGGAAAAGGCACUCUGGGAAACAACAUCAAGUGGAAUUUUACCAAGUUUCUUAUUGAUAGAGAGGGGCAGGUUGUGAAGAGAUAUGGACCAAUGGAUGACCCAAGUGUUGUUGAAAAGGAUCUCCCAAAAUACUUGUAACCAGUGUGGAUACUCUCAGCAUCCAGCCCUACUGACUCACUGACUCACUGACUCACUGUCUCACUGACUCACCCCCUGCGCUCCUGUAGCCUGCUGGGUAUUUUCAGGCCUUUUCCCAAAAUAAUGAAGGCCUCUCUGUAAACCUGCCUGCAGGUAGGACUGGCCUGAUGACCCCCCCCCUGGUGUGCAAAACCUCCCCCGGGAAGCCUGCAUAUACCCAGCUAUUCCUGCAGAGCGAAGACUCACUGAACCCAACCCUGAACUGAGUGAUGACGUUCACCAUGUACUGAUGAUAACUAAUAAUAAGUAAUAAUAAUAAGUAAUAAAACAUGAAGAAAUUCGGUGUGA